Messenger RNA from Pelodiscus sinensis (Chinese soft-shelled turtle), 1751 nucleotides. The record is from RefSeq and is a predicted model, not a curated record. Lineage: Eukaryota; Metazoa; Chordata; Testudines; Trionychidae.
AUGAUCAAUUCCCACAAGCAGCUAAUCACUUACUGACUCAGUGAUUGUGUCUCUGGGACUGGACAGGGAGCAGCAGGACGAUGGGCGACAAUUCCACCACUGGAUCCAUUGCUCCUCUGCAGCAGUUCAAUGUUGCUGACAUUAUUGUCGUGGUGGCUUAUUUUGCCUUGAACGUGGCUGUGGGAAUAUGGUCCUCGUGCAGGGUGAACAGGAAUACGGUCAGUGGCUACUUCCUCGCUGGCAGGAGCAUGGCAUGGUGGCCUAUUGGAGCAUCCCUCUUUGCCAGCAGCGAAGGAUCCGGGCUCUUUAUUGGCCUGGCUGGGACUGGCGCGGCUGGGGGAAUCGCCGUCGCUGGCUUUGAAUGGAACGCUACCUAUGUCCUGCUGGCGUUGGCCUGGGUGUUCGUGCCAGUCUACAUCUCCUCAGGGAUCGUCACCAUGCCGGAGUAUCUGCAGAGACGCUUUGGAGGGGCGAGAAUCCGGAUGUACCUCUCGGUCCUGUCACUCCUGCUCUCUGUCUUCACCAAAAUAUCGACGGAUCUGUACUCGGGGGCCCUGUUUGUGCAAGUCUGCCUGGGCUGGAACCUCUACCUCUCCACCGUCCUGAUGCUGGGGGUCACCGCCCUCUACACCAUCGCUGGGGGGCUGGCAGCUGUGAUCUACACGGACGCGCUGCAGACACUCAUCAUGGUCCUUGGCGCCGUGAUCCUCGCGGUAAGAGCGUUUAACCAUAUCGGAGGGUACCAGAACCUGGAAGAGGCGUAUUUAAAGGCUGUUCCGGCCAAAAUCAUCCCCAACAUGACAUGCCACCUGCCCCGAGCGGACGCUAUGCACCUCUUCCGAGAUCCCGUCUCCGGAGACCUCCCCUGGCCCGGCAUGACUUUCGGGCUGUCCGUCUUGGCCACGUGGUACUGGUGCACCGACCAGGUCAUUGUGCAGAGGUCUCUCUCGGCUAAGAACCUGAGUCACGCCAAAGCCGGCUCCAUCCUGGCGAGCUAUUUGAAAAUGCUGCCGCUGGGACUUAUCAUCAUGCCAGGGAUGAUCAGCCGGGUUCUCUAUCCAGACACCGUCAGCUGCGUCGAUCCGGACGAGUGCCUCCGAGCGUGUGGGUCCGAGGUGGGCUGCUCCAACAUCGCUUACCCCAAGCUGGUGGUGGAACUGAUGCCCAGUGGGCUGCGAGGGUUAAUGAUUGCCGUCAUGAUGGCUGCCCUGAUGUCCUCCCUCACCUCAGUGUUCAACAGCAGCAGCACCCUCUUCACCAUGGACAUCUGGAGGAAGCUCCGGCGGAAUGCCAAGGAGCGGGAGCUACUGCUGGUGGGAAGGACAGUCACGGUGGUUCUGGUCGCCAUCAGCGUGGUCUGGAUCCCCAUCCUGCAGAGCUCCAGCGGCGGCCAGCUCUACAUCUACAUCCAGUCCGUGACCAGCUGCCUCGCCCCGCCCAUCACGGCUGUGUUCGUCCUGGCGGUGUUCUGGAGACGAGCCAAUGAGCAGUUCAAGGUAACGUGUGGAUGUGCAUCAGCCAUAGACACAAAACACCUCCAGCGAGGCAUUCUAGAACUCCUUACUCAAAGAAUUAAAUUGAAGUGUAAGAGGAAUACAAAUUACGAAACGCCUCGUGUUAGUCAAAAAACCACAACAACACACAUUGAAAGAAGCAUCAAGGAACAACAAUAAUAAUACAAGUAGGUGUUGGGAGGUGAGUGUGAAAGACGGAGCAUGUGUGUGUGUCAGAGACACACUGUGUGUGUUUGU